AUGUGUACAGUGCCGCUCGCGGAGGAGUGCGUCGACCGUCGAGAAACCGAGAUAGAGAUCGACCUGUGGGAGGAAGGAGGGCCAGAGAAGGAGAAUGGGGAUCACCUUGGGCAGGUGGUUUUGUCUGGGGACUUCGUGCCGCACCUAGCACACGGCGCGGUGGUGUGUCGCCCCCUUCGUCCGCAGCGCUCUCACCGGAGCACGAGCAACCCGGCCGUUAGGGGGUCACUCAGUUUCCAGUUGUGGCUUCGACGGGGCGGGGAGAGCCUCGCAUCGGAGUUCGUCCACUCUGCGCUCACGGUGGAGGUGCUCGCGGCCAAAGGAUUGCCACCGCGAUCAGGAGGAUGGCGACGGGCAUUUUGCAUCGUGAAAGAAGACGAGGUGGAAAUUGGACGCACUCAAACAUCCGUCAUCGAUGACAUCAGCACGUCGACUAUAGCUGCAGUUACAACAGACAAAGGGGUCUCCAUGCCGGGGGUAGUAUCGUGGGAAGACCACCACAAGGACACCAACCAAUUCGCGGUGACGCUAUCGCCCCGCCGCGGUGGAGGGCUGCCCCUCGAACUCACCGUGGAGAUGUGGGAAACAAGCUUGGCCAAGGAUGAGGAUGGCCAUGAGGAUUCUAUUUCCGUUGGAAAGCGUGCUGCAGGCAACGCAAACGUGACGCUCAUCAGGAGUAGGAAGAACAGACCGGAGCACGAAGGACAGCAAAGCAGCGUCCGACGCAUCGGCACCGCCCGAGUACGUCCUGACACCCUGCUGCUCUCGGUACCAGGACGAGUCUCUCUCCCCCUCGAGCUUUUGCCGGCGAGCUCCAACUCCACGUGUCGAAGCGGUGCUAAAGAGGGCACCAGCAUUUCUCCAGGCGUUGGCGCUGCAGGCACAAAACAAACUGUGAAAGCGAGUAAGGCCGACGAAGCUGGAGCCCUAACGUCAAAAAUUGUCCUGCGCGUCACCCCCCAGGCCGGUCUUGGCUGGGCACGUCGCGUGAUGACGGCAGCCCGGGCCGCAAAACGCUUCCCGUCACCACCAACCCUGUCUCCGGGAACGAAAGUGCUGACAACAUCACCAAACAACCAUACCAGUACAGCACUAUCGGACGACAGCGACGAUGUCCAUGACGCCCACGUGGUCUACAUGACCAACGCUGAGGGGUCGGCGAGAACAUGGCGCGCCCCUGUCACCCCCGGGAACUCUAUCCCUUGCAAGGACUACGAAGAUGUUCUCGAGCUCGUUUUCGCGUCGGUGCCCGCAUGCUGCCCACGGGCGCCAAGCCUCUUCGUCGCGCCGGUUUCCGACAUCGGCGUGCGGCUAGGGAAGGUGUGGAUCGGUCCAAAGAUUGCCGCACGACACGCGCUUGUCGCUCACCGCCCUGAGCACUAUCAACAAACGUCCAGCAACCACAAGAAGAACGACGGCAGCAAAGGCCUGAACGGCGGCGACAAGAAGACCUCUUACCCCUCCUUCGACUGUGGGGAUGUCACUGAGGAACCUCCGCGAGAAGACGAGCUGUUUGUGCGAGUCGUGGCCGCCGAGGCGGAAGGCCUCUUGCGGAACAUCCGGGCAAGAGACAUGCGGGCCGAGCAGCGCAGGAUGACGCUAAGCAGGGUGCGAGAGAUCUGCGACGCUUGGAGCCACGCCCGCGCAAGACGGGGCGACCCUCAGCACCAGGGGACCGCUCAUCCUACGGAUCACGUCAAGCAGGAAGAAGCGCAAAGACUCAGCAGCGCCAGGCACCUUGGUACGGCAGGUUCGCGAGGAGGUGUCAGUAGCGGGGGGAAUGGCGGCGGCGACGAGAGAGAAGGACAAGGUAGCAUGCAGAACCCCGACAGCGAUGACAGCCGGGACAAACGAGGAUCGGACUCAUCCGACGAAGACGAAGACGAUGACGAAGCCGAUGACGACGGCCAUGUAGACGGUCGUGCCUACGGAGAUCUCUACCGGAAGGUUCUGAGGGCCCUAGAGAUAGCCCUCCCGGGGGUGUCCAUCUACAUCGGCCUCCUGGAGAGUGGCGCACAAAGUAUUCGGUACGUGGCGUGCACGAGGCAGUCUUCCAUGGCUGGGAAGCAGCUGAAGCGGGGCGAGGGUAUCAGCUUCUCUUGCGUGGGGCCUUCAUACGCCCCGUACGUUGUGUAUCCCCCGCGCAAACGCGAAGCAUCAAAACAAGGCCGCGCCAUCACCAGCAGCAACAGCCAAGCUAGAGGACCGCCCCGCAAUGAGGAGGAGGAGCGGGAGAACGCGACACCUCAGCCGUUUUCAUCUUCCUCUCUCUCGGAACCCAGCACCACAGAGGCCGUCGAGACAGCUACAGCGGCGGAGAUACCAUCAUCCGAUAGACAUCAAACACCGCACGCCGAGAGAUCGCUAGAAGAAGGCGUCGUUUCCAUCCAGAAAGUGUUUCGAGGGAAGCUUGACCGCGACCGGAUGAAGCACGCUCACCAGCAACAUCCAGCGGCAGCGAACACCUCUAACGGUGGUCGAACGACCUUUGGAGAGGCGGCAACGAAGAAACCGGCAUUGAUGAUCCCUACGGUGUUCGACUACGAGGGUCGCGUGGGGUGGCCGUUCGUAUGUGUGCCGCUAGAGGGGUUCUUGCGGUCGACCUCGAUUGGGGUGAUGGGGAUGGAUACGUUUGAGCAGAUGGGUAACAGCGGGAGCGUGCGCGACCAGCCGGAGACCGGUGUUGUGCGCAUGGUGGCGGAAGCGGCGAGCUGCGACCGUCGGCGGCGCGCACUGAAGGCCGUGGCCGAAUCGUGUCUCAGCUUGAAAUCCUCUCUGAUCGACGUGCUCAUUACGACAGCCAAGGCCGUGGAGGAAUUGAUCAUCCCCUCUUCCCGAGCAGAGGUGUGGAAGGUCGACCCUUCAGACGGGAGUCUGUUCGUCGUUACGAAGCGCUUGCCCGAUCCUACAGACCACCUCCUAAGCGGGGGCGCCACGCAACCGCCGGACGAGCAGUUGUCUUACCGACAACUGAAAGUGGAGGUUACAGCGGCGGAGUUGUCCCCGGCGAUGGCAGCCGAGCCCGUGCGGGCCAUCCAAUCAGUGGCUGUUAGAAUUUCUACGACAACGGGAGAGAGAGGCGUGGGCAGGGACAGCAUCAUUGGCGCUGGAAACAAGGGCAGCAACAGCAAUGCCUUCCGAACGGCACCUUUUUAUGUGAAGCAGCUGAGCACGACGACCUGCUCUCCGCAGUGGUACGAGGGCCACCGCCGCCUCCACGUCACCAACAGCACUACCAACCUGCGGGCCGAGAUUCUUGCCAAGGUUGACCUCGGCAGCAGGGGCAAGGGCGGAACUACAAUGGGCAACGAGAGAAGGGGGCAGCAACAAGAGCUACAAGCGCCACCGGCGGAGGGGGUGACGCCUACCGGGAGGGGGGUCGGAGGAGCGGCGGAAUUAGCAGCGAAUAGUGAGAUUGUCCUGGCCAACGCCUCGGUCGAUCUCAACGCUGUUAGAGACGGGUACAACUACGUUCAACUGUUUUCAUCGGGGCAUCGAGAUGAUGACAUGGACGAUGGUGGGGGUUCUUCGACGAGGAGAGCGGCCGAAGAACCCAACGACACAAAGAAACAUCUGCCGCUAAUUUUGGAGGUUUGGGACGAAGAUAUGCCGGGGACUAAAGGCGACUUCUUGGGGCAGGUUGUGCUGCAAGCCAACAAGUUGGAAGACCCGGCCCCGGGACCCCGAGGGAUCGUGCUGUCGAAAAAACCCGCGGCCGAGCUGAAGCUUUCCAAGCAGAAGCUCGUGCAAGGGAUGGUGGAGUUCUCCUUGGAAACUGUGCGCGCCGCAGCCGCUGCCGAAGCAGCCGCCUUGGCUGAAAGUGGUGGUACUAUUGCUCUCUCGAAAAACGUCGAGGGCGACACGUCAACAGCGUCCGCAACGGACAGAGUUCAAGCCGGCAAAGGAGGGACUGCGUCUUUCGCUGGCGGGGCUUGUAGGAAGGCGGAGAACGGCAGCGACGGCGAGACGACGACGGGACCUGUCUGGCGGGACAACAAUAAGGGUGCAGAGACCGGCAAAUCAGCUGAAGGAGGAACAAAUGCUGCAGCAGCUGCUUCGGGGCGGAAGGGCCGGCAACAACAACAUGCGGCGUCUGCUGCGGCGGCGACAGCCGCUGCUAAAUCAGUUGCUCAGCAGAGGUUGACAACCGAGUGGGAAGGGGUCACGUGGGACGAAGGCGACAUCCCUGAGGCCGAGAGCUUGGGUACAGUCAGCGUAGGAAUAGCGACCAUUAGUAGCGCCAGCCUGGGCACCGACGGUAGCAUCACCCUCGGUACCGUGGAGCUGGCCUCAAAGGACGGGGACAUGGCGCACGCUGGACUUUCAAACACAGUGCCCCAAGACCUUCUAGUUUGCUUGAAGGAGGUUGUUGGCGUAAGAGAGGCCCACAACUUUGGAGACUUGAAAUAUUUCUGCGUACUUGAAGUGGGGCAGCGCGAGGUAGACAGAACUCGCCAAGUGAAGCCUAACCCGGAAUUGGUAUGGGGAGCGCCCGAGGAACGAUUCCGCGUGGCGAUCGAAGACAUCAAGGAAUCAAAGCCCGCUCCGAACAGUAUAGGCUUUGUCAACACAACCAAUGCCACGGGUGCUGCCACUCCCGCUAGUGGCCGAGAUCCGCCAUCACUGGCUUCGGCAAAGAACGACGAGCAGGUGACACGGUCGCUCGCGGAGGCGGGGGGUGAUGGUGAGGGAGCCGGCGAGGCAACCUUCAGCGCGGAUCUAGACGGCGGCGCGCCUGUGUCUGUGUUGAACAUCCCGGCGCCGGCCUUGCGCCAGCGUAGCCAGCAAACACAUCACGGGCAGGAGGUGGCAGCGGGCGCUUCCUCCCUUACGAUAAGCGUAUGGAGCAAGGGGACGGUGAUGGGAGGGCGGAGGGAUGUCCUCGUGGGCACUGCGACGGUGCCCACGCGGUACAUCGACCACCCUCCAGGGGACGCCUGGAUUCCCCUCGCCGCCGGAGGGGAUAUCCACGGAGAUGGGCAGGCGGGGGGCAAGGCCGAACACGAGGCCGGAGGCGGUGGACGUGCGGAGGAUGCAGCAGUCGUUGGGACGGAAUCCAAGAACCCUGACAUCACUCCCGCUCCUGCCGGUGGAACCACCACCGUGAGUGCCAAACCGGGGCGAAGAAGUCCAUGGGGCAUUGGGCUGUUCAAGAGAGGAGGGGGUGAACGAAAGCGGGGGGGGGACACCAGUUCGGGCCAGCAUCGGACACUAAGCUCGAGUUCGGUUCACGUCUGGCUUGGAAAGGCCCGCAGGGGCAGCACUAGCGGCCAACAGCCUGGGGAGGGAUACGCGAUACUUCGGAUACACUCUGCGUCGGGACUGCGAAAGGCCGAUCGAUACGGAAGUUCCGAUCCGAAGUGCUUCGUCGUCUGGAACGGUGAAAAGGCCGGAUCGACGUCCACGGUGUACGAUAAAAGUGACCCUUGCUGGGACCGCGAAAAGGAGGCUUUCACGCUCCGCCUUCCUCGGGACCGAAGCUUGUGCCAGUUGCACGUUGACAUCUGGGACAUGGAUUUCGCAGGCACCAAAAGAGGGGAACGAGUGAUGGAAAGGGGCGGCAUCGAGGCGACAAUCGUUAACCCCACGGCCGCGGCUGUUGAUGCUGGUCCCACCGGGUUGAAAGUCACCGGCAGCGCCGGUGCUCUGAGCCCCGCCGCAGUGGUACCCAUUCCACGCCGCGACACCCGCCAUGGUAGGGGGGCGGGAACGGCGGGGGGGUUCGCGAGCAGGAUGAUGCACAGCGUCCAGAAGCACCUCCAGAUAGGCGACACUAUCACCGGGACGCUGACAGUUUCGCUAGAACUCUUUCAAUACGGCGAUCAAGAAGAGGGGCUGGCGCUCGGCGGAGGCGUUCGUGAGCCGGGGGCACCGCGGGCGCGCGCUGGGUAUGCGGCGUCGAAGUUCAAGGUGGCCGAGGAUAUUUACGAGGCGAGGAGAAGGAGAGAGAGGGAGGGCAUCAACGUGCCGCGGAUGUUGUCCAGAGUGCAGGAUCUGCACGACACGCUGAAAGGUUGUGUGAUCACGGGACCGGCGGCCGCCAGGUUUUCGGACAUGACAAAUGGAGCUGCGGCAAUUAUCCCCGAGGUCCUCGCAGGACAGGUCCUCAGUCUCGCCCGCCGGGCAGGCGGAGCGGGGGGGCACACUGUGCUGGCCGCUAGCGGCUGCGACGACCUGGCUCGGGACCGACUCGUCGUGCUGCUCCAACCCGCCCCCAUAGACGGGAUACACAGUGACGGUAGUGUUGUUGGUGGUGAGGUGGGUGAUACUGUUUCGCGGUCUGGUAAUCAAGGAGCCGUUGGGGAGAAGGAAACUGCGGCAGGGAGGGAGCGGCUGCGUCAAGAGAAAGACAGUGCUGACGUCGUGGUCCGAGGGGCGGAUGAAAGACCGAGGCAUGUCAUCGUCAUCCCUUGUCUGCCGGGCCAGAUAAGCAAGGAGGACGUCACCGUUGCGUUGGAACUGGCUAGAGCGGCGGACGAGGCUUGCAAUACCGUUCACAAGCGGCGAUUACGCCAGUACAUGCUGGAUCGCUGCGCCGAAAGCGUCGAAACGCUUUGCUUCAAGAGAAAACAGCACCACGAAGGCCUCUUUGGCGAUGUGGUGUCAACGCUGAAUCCCGCCUGUAGCGGGGCCGGACCGGAGGUCGAUGGCCCUCUUCGGGACAUGCCGGUAGCUGUGUUCCUCCUCUCCAGUGGAGGAUACCGCCUGAAUGUGGUGGCGUCAUCGGCCGGGUGGAGCGACGGGCACGCCUUCAAUCAAUGUUCGGCGGCGACGAGCGAGAGUGGCGAUGCCGGGGCCCGGUCUGUCACUUUGGCCGGUGAUUUGGAGUCUGUCGGGCGGUGGUCUGGGCCUCUGCCGAUGGCCAGCGGGCUGGUCAAGCGCGCUGUAGAACGAGGCGAUAUUUUCCUCGUCAUCGAAAGCACCGUCUACGUUGCCAACGUCUCGUGGAGCAGCAUCUGGCAAGAGACAAUGCCGCACAAGCACGUUUCGUCCAGUUCCGCCCUCGAGACGUCCGUGACCCUGCUCCGUGAAGCCAUCGGCCCAGAGGCUGCCAACGCCUUCGUGCUUGCCCCAUUAUGGGCCCACGGUGUCGGCUCCAUUGGUCUCAUUACGAUUGCCGACAUACCGUACGCGAAGCAGUCGCCUGUAGCCGGGCGUGGCGGCGGCGGCGGUCGACGAAUUAAUCACGGCCAUCGGGUGGGUUCUACAAGGCGACCGGGGAAGUAUGAUACUGGGCACGGUGCCUCACACGAAGAUACGCCAACGCUUGGAGAAGUGGGAAGAGGACAGCGCCUUCGCUACAAGGUUGGCGCGGGCGUCGUUGAUUUCGCAAGAAGGGUCGGUGUGGCCCUGGGCACCGCCGCGUUUCAGCUCCGGAACCAAGGCUUGGUUACGAGAAUCAAGGUGAAAGGGGGUGGGCAUAGUAGAUACACCAGUCCCGGCGACGGCUGUGGGGGCAAAAAUCGAUCUCGGUUGGGUUCUCCUCAUUCCCCGGCCCGGCCAUCACCACCACCGGUGGGUGGGCAGCAGGGGACCAGCAUACGAGGGACAUCCACCGCGCAAGGGACCAGCCGCAGCAGGAGCGUGACAAGGACAACGAACGUCCCGAUUGGAGACAGCAACAAACACGGACGGUUUUCGUCACCGCCCAGAAGUAUACGUCGGCCGGAAUUAGACGAAGUCGGGUUGUCGAGCUGGGACUCGCUUGACAUGACAUCCAUUCUCCGUUGGCCUUGCCCCUACGAGGCGGUCUGCAACAUCUACUCGGCCGCCGUCAAGGCGCUCACCGAGGGCUUGCCCUGGGUUCGCGCCGCGGACGUGUGGCACGUGUCUUCGAUCCCUGACCACAAAAAAGUCUUCGAGCCCGAAACACCUCCUCCACCAAUAAAGACUCGGAAGGACAACAACGACGUAGCCCUCGACGACGAAGCCAGCAUCAUCGACGGCAACAACACAGUAGACGGAGACAUGGGCAGGAUCGGUUCGUUAACCGUCGACUCUGGUGGCACUGCCGGGCACGGUGGAGAAAUCCGCGGCGGGGCCUACUUCUGCGAGCGGAUCGUCGGGAAGACGUGGUCGGGUUCGCCCGCCGUGAUUCUUCGGUCUCUGCGGGUACCGGGCAGGGACGAGGCUGUGUGCGCCGCCCGAUGGCUGCGCGGAAAUGGCGAGGGUGGCGGAGGCGUGUUCGGAGACGACGACGGCUGGACCGACCAGCGCCUCCGGUUGCUGGCGGACGAAUGGAGAGCGUGUACGUCGGCUGGCGGCAUGCCGGACUACGAGUUGGCGAGCGGCGGGGGUGGUGGUCCCGGAUUCCGGUGCCGAGACAUCACUGCCACCACCGCCCCCGCCACCGUAGGGAGCGGGACCUCCGGCACCGCCGCCGCCAUCGCGGGGUCCGACACCGCAGCGACAUUGUCAUCACCGCUACCCCUCGCGUUAUCACCUCGAGCGACGCCGCGUCCAUUUAUGCUGCACACCGGCCACGUCAUCGUCCCCUUUCUUAAUGGGCGCGUGCGGGAGACCGAGAAGGGGUGUCCCAACGUGGUCAUCGGGCACGGAGUGGUUCUCGCCGUCGAUCGCGGGGUAGACUGGCGGUGUUGGGAGUCCCACCUCACGGAGACCGCCGCGGUGGCCACGCGAUGCUUCGAUCGCUUGGAGCGCGAAGGGGAGAGUGUAGAGAGAGAACGGGUCAACGAUUGGGCGGAGAAACUCCUCAAUCGGAACACAGCUGGUCCGAAGUAGGGGCAGUAUAGACUUUGGUUUGUUUGACGGAGAGUUUGUUCGCGGUACGACUGACUGGCUUGACACCAAGCAGACGAGUACGGUCGAUCGUGUAUGGAGUAGUUCCGAGAAUGCGGUGAUCGGGACGUCGAAAAGUUAACGGUACUCAGUGGUCUCAUGUUCUACUUGACCUCUGGGUAACCUCAAAACAGUCUGCUGUGGUACCCUGUUCAGAUCAAGCCAAGUCUCGAUGGGUAAAGGGGGGCAAUGUGAUCUUUUGGCAUGUGUGGUUGGUUCAUGAUUUGUUUGUGACAGAUUCCGUGCCUUCACUCGAUCCUUACGACGCACACCUUCGAUACCACAAAGCGUGCCCCAAAACAGAGGAUGGAAUCGGCUAGCUGAUCGGAGUCAAGUUUAGCAAAGGACAACCGACGAAUGCCCCUCGAUGUGUCAUUCCCGCUCCCGUU
Molecule: messenger RNA, 9188 nt
Organism: Ectocarpus sp. CCAP 1310/34
Lineage: Eukaryota; Phaeophyceae; Ectocarpales; Ectocarpaceae
Source: the annotation of a GenBank genome assembly